AUGAUGGAGGACGGAGAAAAUGAAGAGUUAUUUUUAGAGAAUGUUGAUAUUAACGAUGACGUGGUAACUUUAAGAGAUCUAUUUGAAAGGCGAAAAAUAUUGUUGCGAAAAAAGAAGGAAAUAUUGAAUAAACAAUAUUAUGCAAAUAAACUUGCUGCAGAAAAUCAGCAACAAGAACUAGUUUCCGUUCCUUUGUCAGGGGAAUUAGAGCAAGAACCUCCGAACCAAAAUUUGACAUCCGAAUUGACUACGCUUACAACAAUAUUGGAUACUACUUCAACACAGAAUAGAGAUGAGAAUAUUACUUCUAUUGAUGUAAACAUUAAUAUAGUGGAGCCUAAUAAAAAUGACCUUGAAUUUUCGUCCAAUGAUUCAGUCACUGAUCCUUCAUUUGUCGCCCUCUCAGACAUAACAAAUUUAAAGCCUCUAUCACCAGCAAAUACGGAGUGGUUUCCCGAAAGGGAAAUAGAAAAUACGGCGAAGAAAAAUGGAAGAAAGCGGAAAGGGAAUCCUAAUAACUGGAAAAGAAUAAUAAAUAAGCGGCAAAGGAUGAUGGGCGAGGAAUACAUUGGAUUUAAAAAAGAUGGCACUAAAUUCGUUCAAAAUGAUCCUAAACCCGCCAGAAUAAUGGGUCCAAUAUGUAUGUCGAAGAGAUGUUUCAGUGGUAAAGCUAUGUAUUGCCCAAAGCUAACAGAAGAAGUGUGGUCAGAAAUUUUUAAAACCUAUUGGAAAAUGAGUUGGCAUGAAAAGAAAAUGUAUAUAGCUUCAAUGGUGGAUAAGACACCUACAACUAGAAAAACUAAGAACUCAAAUUCAAGGCGCAGUGACACCAAAGUUUACUAUUUAAAAGUAAACGAUAAAAAGGAAAGAGUUUGCUUAAAAACAUUUUUGGAAACAUUGGGCAUAAAAGAAUGGACAGUUCGAUAUUGGCUAGGAGAGAAGACGACCAUCGACAAUGAAUCUGAACCAAGUGCUGUAGUAGCCACAGAAACAAAAAAAGAAUCAGCCAGAAAAUACUUGAUGGCGCUACCGAAACUACCGUCUCAUUACUGUAGACAAUCUACUUCAAAGCUAUAUUUAGAACCCAUCAUACAAACAAAAUCACAAUUGUAUCGUCUAUAUGUAGACUACUCAGUUUCGCGAAAUGAACCUGUGGCCUCUAGGAAGGUAUUUGAAGGGGUUUUAUACGAAGAGAACAUCAGUCUAUUUCAACCAAAGAAAGACGCAUGCGACCAGUGCUGCGCUCACAAAGCAAGUAACAUGUCAGAUGAACAGUAUAUAAAACAUAUUGAGCUAAAAGACUUAGCUAGAAUUUGA
Messenger RNA from Parnassius apollo (apollo), 1317 nucleotides. Lineage: Eukaryota; Metazoa; Arthropoda; Insecta; Lepidoptera; Papilionidae. The record is from the annotation of a GenBank genome assembly.